AAGGACACCACAAAAGAUAUCAAAAUAAUCAGAGAGAACAUAAUUCACCUCGUAAAUCAACAAAACUUCUUCUGGACGCAAGAAAAGCUUGAACAUUCUGCGAAUGGACUAUUCCAUUCGAUCUUUAGACCCUUCUUUUGUAUCGAAUGGAAUAUUCUUAUCUUGUCACUAUGGAGAUUCCUUCCGGUUCUUCCAUUUAUAAACUUUAAGUUUUGAGACUUUAAAGAAAUUAAACAUAGCUCUAGAGACUAUGGCAUUGUCGGUAUCUUCUGCCAAGUUGUCAACAGGUGUUGAAGAUGAUAAGAAGCAGGAGGCAUUUGUUUUCCCUAAAUUUGUCGUAAUGGGUCAUAGAGGAUUUGGGAUGAACAUGCUUCAAUCUCCGGACGAGAAAAUGAAAUCAAUCAAAGAAAAUUCUAUUCUUUCUUUCAACGUUGCUGCUGAGUUUCCCAUUGAGUUCGUUGAGUUUGAUGUCCAGGUGACAAGAGAUGGCUGUCCUGUAAUUUUCCAUGAUAACUUCAUAUUCACGCAAGAACAGGGAGUCAUCAUUGAGAAAAGAGUAACGGAAAUGGCCUUACAUGAAUUUAUCUCUUAUGGACCACAAAAGGAUGGUGCAAAUGUAAAUCCUAUGUUCAGAAAGACAAAAGAUGGAAGAAUCUUUCAGUGGAAAGUGGCUAAGGAUGAUCCUUUGUGCACCCUUAAAGAUGCAUUUGUAAAAGUUAAACGUUCUCAAGGAUUCAAUAUCGAGCUCAAAUUCGAUGAUAAUAUUGUGUAUGGAGAAGAAGAGUUAUGUCAAACUCUUGAAAACAUCUUGAAGGUUGUGGAUGAGCAUGCAGAGAACCGGCCCAUAAUCUUCUCGAGCUUCCAUCCUGAUGCGACUCGACUAAUUAGGAAUAUGCAAAUGAGCUAUCCAGUAUUCUUCUUAACAAAUGGAGGAUGUGAAAUCUAUGCGGAUGUUAGAAAGAACUCACUGGACGAAGCCAUCAAGAUUUGCAAAGAAGGCGGCUUGCAAGGGAUUGUUUCUGAGGCUAAGGCCAUUUUAAGAACCCCAAGCGCAAUCACUCGAGUCAAGGACUCAAAACUUUCACUUAUAUCCUACGGCCAGCUUAACAAUGUCGUAGAAGUGGUAUACUUACAAAAUCUCCUGGGCGUGGAGGGAGUGAUCGUUGAUAUGGUCAUGGAGAUCUCUGAAGCCAUCGCCAAUAUCGAGGUUAGGAAUGAGGAAGAUGAUGAAGAAGACAAUGGAAGAAAGUGUCAAAUUAUGUUCGGAGAGGAGAGUAAAAAGGUGAGUAUUUCUUCUAAUGAUGGGAUCGCUUUCUUAACAAAUCUCGUACCAAAGACUACUUAAUUUGUUCAACAAUAAAGUUUUUGAUUUAUUUAUUCCACUUGUACGUAGACUAUUUAUUACUAUAUUUUUCAAU
This is a messenger RNA of Brassica oleracea var. oleracea, 1418 nucleotides long. RefSeq names its product glycerophosphodiester phosphodiesterase GDPD3. Bases 251 to 1345 code for a protein of 364 amino acids. Gene Ontology annotation, biological process: glycerophospholipid catabolic process. Lineage: Eukaryota; Viridiplantae; Streptophyta; Magnoliopsida; Brassicales; Brassicaceae. The transcript is spliced from 7 exons. Gene Ontology annotation, molecular function: phosphoric diester hydrolase activity. The record is from RefSeq and is a predicted model, not a curated record.